AUGGUGAACUCGAGCCGCGUGCAGCCGCAGCAGCCCGGGGACGCCAAGCGGUCGCCGGCCCCUCGAGCGCCGGGCCCCGGGCGGCUGAUGGCGGGCGGCGCGACGGCCGGCGCCGGCCUCGCUGCCCCGGGCGGCCUCCGCGAGCAGAGGGGCCUGGAGAUCGAGAUGGAGCGCAUCCGGCAGGCGGCCGCGCGGGACCCCCCGGCCGGAGCCUCGGCCUCCCCCUCUCCUCCGCUCUCGUCGUGCUCGCGGCAGGCGUGGAGCCGCGACAACCCGGGCUUCGAGGCCGAGGAGGAAGAGGAGGAAGAGGAGGUGGAGGGAGAAGAAGGGGGAAUGGUGGUGGAGAUGGACGUCGAGUGGCGCCCCGGCAGCAGGAGGUCGGCCUCCUCCGCGGCCGUGAGCUCCGCGGGGGCCCGAGGCCGGGGGCUGGGGGGCUACCACGGUGCGGGCCACCCGGGCGGGAGGCGGCGUCAGCGAGAGGACCAGGGCCCGCCGAGUCCCAGCCCCACCGGCGGCGGGGACCCGCUGCAUCGCCACCACCCCCUGGACGGGCAGCAUCCCCGAGUGGCCUGGGCCGAGAGACUCGUUCGCGGGCUGCGAGGUCUCUGGGGAACAAGACUCAUGGAGGAAAGCAGCACUGACCGAGAGAAAUACCUUAAAAGUGUUUUACGGGAACUGGCCACAUACCUCCUUUUUCUCAUAGUCUUGUGCAUCUUGACCUAUGGGAUGAUGAGCUCCAGUGUGUACUACUACACCCGGAUCAUGUCACAACUCUUCCUGGACACCCCAGUGUCCAAAACGGAGAAAACUAACUUUAAAACUCUUUCUUCAAUGGAAGACUUCUGGAAGUUCGCAGAAGGCGCCUUGUUGGAUGGGCUGUACUGGAAGAUGGAGCCCAGCAACAAAACGGAAGCCGACAACCGAAGCUUCAUCUACUAUGAGAACCUCCUGUUAGGGGUACCACGUAUACGGCAACUCAGAGUCAGAAAUGGAUCCUGUUCCAUCCCCCUGGACUUGAGAGAUGAGAUUAAAGAGUGCUAUGAUGUCUACUCCGUCAGCAGUGAAGACCGGGCUCCAUUCGGUCCUAGAAAUGGAACUGCUUGGAUCUACACAAGUGAAAAAGACUUGAAUGGGAGCAGCCACUGGGGAAUGAUUGCAACUUAUAGUGGAGCUGGUUAUUACCUGGAUUUGUCAAGAACGAGAGAGGAAACAGCCGCUCAAGUUGCUAACCUCAAGAAAAAUGUCUGGCUGGACCGAGGAACCAGAGCGAUUUUUAUUGACUUUUCAGUGUACAACGCCAAUAUUAACCUGUUCUGCGUGAUCAGGUUACUGAUCGAAUUCCCAGCAACAGGAGGUGUGAUUCCAUCUUGGCAAUUUCAGCCUGUAAAGCUGAUCCGCUAUGUUACAACUUUUGAUUUCUUCCUGGCAGCCUGUGAGAUUAUCUUUUGUUUCUUUAUCCUUUACUAUGUGGUGGAAGAGAUAUUGGAAAUUCGCAUUCACAAGCUACACUAUUUCAGGAGUUUCUGGAAUUGUCUGGAUGUUGUGAUCAUCGUGCUAUCAGUGGUCGCUAUAGGAAUUAACAUAUACAGAACAUCAAAUGUGGAAGUUCUGCUACAGUUUCUAGAAGAUCAAAAUACUUUCCCCAACUUUGAGAAUCUGGCAUACUGGCAAAUACAGUUCAACAACCUAGCUGCUGUCAUAGUGUUUUUUGUCUGGAUUAAGCUCUUCAAAUUUAUCAACUUUAACAGGACCAUGAGUCAGCUCUCUACAACCAUGUCUCGGUGUGCCAAAGACCUCUUUGGCUUUGCAAUUAUGUUCUUCAUUAUUUUCUUAGCAUAUGCUCAGUUGGCAUACCUUGUCUUUGGCACUCAAGUUGAUGACUUCAGUACUUUCCAAGAGUGUAUCUUCACUCAAUUCCGUAUCAUUUUGGGUGAUAUCAACUUCGCAGAGAUUGAGGAAGCUAAUCGAGUUUUGGGACCAAUUUAUUUCACCACAUUUGUGUUCUUUAUGUUCUUCAUUCUUUUGAAUAUGUUUUUGGCCAUCAUCAAUGACACUUACUCUGAAGUUAAAUCUGAUUUGGCCCAGCAGAAAGCCGAGAUGGAACUCUCGGAUCUUAUCAGAAAGGGUUACCAUAAAGCCUUGAUCAAACUAAAACUGAAGAAAAACACUGUGGAUGACAUAUCAGAGAGUCUGCGGCAAGGGGGAGGCAAGUUAAACUUUGAUGAACUUCGGCAAGAUCUCAAAGGGAAGGGCCAUACUGAUGCAGAGAUUGAGGCAAUAUUCACAAAAUAUGACCAGGAUGGAGACCAGGAACUGACUGAACAUGAGCACCAGCAGAUGCGAGACGACUUGGAAAAAGAGAGGGAGGACCUUGACCUGGGUCCCAGCUCUUUACCACGUCCCGUGAGCAGCCGAAGCUUCCCUCGAAGCCUGGAUGACUCUGAGGAGGAGGACGACGACGACAGUGGGCAUAGCUCCAGAAGGAGGGGCAGCGUCUCCAGUGGGGUUUCUUAUGAAGAGUUUCAAGUCCUAGUGAGACGAGUGGACCGGAUGGAGCACUCCAUCGGCAGCAUCGUGUCCAAGAUUGAUGCUGUGAUAGUGAAGCUUGAGAUCAUGGAGCGAGCCAAACUGAAGAGAAGGGAGGUGCUGGGAAGGCUGCUGGAUGGAGUGGCUGAGGAUGAAAGGCUGGGUCGUGACAAUGAAAUCCACAGGGAACAGAUGGAACGGCUUGUGCGAGAAGAGUUGGAACGCUGGGAAUCUGACGAUGCAGCUUCCCAAAUAAGUCAUGGUUUAGGCACACCCUUAGGACUAAAUGGUCAGUCACGCCCCAGGAGCUCUCGCCCUUCUUCCUCCCAGUCUACGGAAGGAAUGGAAGGUGGAGGUGGAAACGGGAGUGCCAAUAUUCAUGUGUAG
Rangifer tarandus platyrhynchus (Svalbard reindeer) is the source of this 2913-nucleotide messenger RNA. NCBI's taxonomy places the organism in Eukaryota, Metazoa, Chordata, Mammalia, Artiodactyla, Cervidae. The record is from the annotation of a GenBank genome assembly.